AAAUAAAACACUAUUAGAAACCAGUAAAAGAUAAACAGACUAGAUAGCAAACGGUUGGGUAAAAAAAAAAAACACAGUAGAAAUGUGAUAGCCGUGCCAUCAUAUUAUUAGUCAUUAGCUUGUCGGACAGUCGUGUGGAGUGUACUAUACAACGUUGUUGGUGUAGUGAUAAUCAUUUUUUGAUAAUUUUUAAUUUGUUAAGUUUACCAUUUCAACGAGAAAAUGUUGAUAUUUUUAAGGAUCGCCCUAAUCGUUUUCCCAUUACUCAUAGCUAUAUUUAUGGCCGGAUUUCAAAAUCACAAUCUUCGCGAUUAUCUUUUGAUGCUCCAACUUCAGGCGCACCAACCCAAUUGGUUUAACAAAGUUAUCGUCACCCAGGUUACGGUGUACGUGUGUUUGUUCUACAGCGUGUUAAUCGUUAUCGGUGAAAUGAUUAAAGAGCCCGUUUCCAAAAAACUGGUGAUUUUUUCGACCAUUCUGCUGACAGUAUUUUGUCUGACCUCAACGUACUUCCUUAUGCAACUGCACAAAGACUUGGAGAAGUUUGACUUGUUGUUGUGCUCGUCGGCGUUUGCGAUCACCGGACUUCUUUUUACCUGUGACGCAGUUAUCACAACUCAGCAAAUCAUUGCAACGAGUCGAUAACACCCAUUCGACUGUAAAAUGUAUACUUUAUGGUAUUUUGCAUCCUAGAAAUAGUUAUUAUUAUUAUUAUUUUUGUGCAAUAUAAUUAUUUUACCUUUAACUAAGGUAUAGUUCAUAAUAUUAUUAUAUUGGACUGUGAUUAUUAUUACUACUUACCGUCUUACAAGGUUGACAAUGAAAAUAUUUUGUUUUUUUUUUGUUACAACAAAUUACAAUUUUUUUUUAAUAUAUAAAAUCGACUUUGAAGGCGAGCGAUAGUGUGGCCACUUUAAAUCAAAAUUUUUUUUCUUAUGUAUGUUUGAAAAGUAUAAUCCUAAAGAAAUUUUAAUAUUUCAUAAAAUGAUUGUACAUAAAAAAUUGAAAUUGAAAACUAAAAUACUUACUAAAUAAAAACGAUCGCAUAAAAUAACAAUAAUUGCAAUGACAAUUACUUUGAUGGAAUGCGAUAUCGUCAUUUUGGUAACACUGCAGCUCUCCUUUUUUAGCUUACUUCAUGACACCGUUUUACUCAUUGCUACCUUGCUGUAUUGUUUAUAUAUUUUUUAGAACUGCCAUCAAAAUGAUGGCCGACAAGGUAUCAAUCAAGACUGUAACAAUAGUAUUAAAGUAAAUUUGAAACCAUAAUAUAAAUCUAUGAAUUUUUUUUUU
This is a messenger RNA of Adelges cooleyi (spruce gall adelgid), 1293 nucleotides long. RefSeq lists its product as uncharacterized. The record is from RefSeq and is a predicted model, not a curated record. The transcript is spliced from 3 exons. The coding region runs from base 223 to 645 and encodes 140 amino acids. Lineage: Eukaryota; Metazoa; Arthropoda; Insecta; Hemiptera; Adelgidae.